UCAGCAUUAGUAUCUCCGCAGCUCCAGUAGCUUCAGCUUCAAUAUCUUCAGUACCGACCGCUUCGUCGAUCUGAACGAUGUCGGCACAUUAUCUCAGUUGCCUACUUCCUUAAUUCUUGGGAACUUCAGUUCUUGGGAAUCCGUCUGACAAGAUCAUGAUAGUUCCCGCAGCCAUAUUUUUUGCUAUUCUGUGUGCGGCCAAUGGUGAGAAAAAAUAUGUAUGGGACAUCCUGAAACCUGCCAUGUCGGCUGCGGAAGUCAUUGACAUUUUAUCCAGUGCUGUGGCUGGACACGCGUAUCCCAUGCUGGCGGAGGUGCCGGUUUCCAGUAACUUCGACUGUAGCGCGCAGAUGUACCCGGGAUUUUAUGCCGAUGUCGGCACAUACUGUCAGGUUUUCCAUAGGUGUGACAUUAACGGGAACCGGACCAGCUAUUUGUGCACCAAUUUGACUAUUUUCAACCAGAUUACCCUGGUGUGUGAUUAUUUUUUCAAUGUUGACUGCGAAGGGUUCGCUCAGUAUGCCGGUUUCGCCAAUUCCCGUCUGUACUCUGACAGACCGCUCUUCGACACACCUCCCGCUGACUACAUCGCCCCCAUGUCUCCCAAUAUGCAAGCCUUAGUGGGCACCGCCGGAUCCCGCUCCGCAGCCCCUGCACCAAAAACCGCCCUGGGCAAAACUCCUGCCGCGCCCAAAGUUCUGACACCAGCUGGCAGGACCGUCCGCUGAACCAAUCAAAGUGGGGGAAAGACAACUAAAUCCGUCAAGGGUGGCCCGACCGGGCAGCCCUACUCCGCUGCCGCUC
Messenger RNA from Paramacrobiotus metropolitanus, 804 nucleotides. RefSeq lists its product as uncharacterized. The transcript is spliced from 3 exons. The record is from RefSeq and is a predicted model, not a curated record. The coding region runs from base 156 to 728 and encodes 190 amino acids. Gene Ontology annotation, cellular component: extracellular region. Lineage: Eukaryota; Metazoa; Tardigrada; Eutardigrada; Parachela; Macrobiotidae. Gene Ontology annotation, molecular function: chitin binding.